AUGGAAAAACCAAGCUAAUAAGGAACAUAUGUUUCAAUAUUCUAGUAACUACAAAGCUAAAAAAGCUAGACAACAGGAAGCUCAUCAAUAUUUAGUGGCUUAAUGAAAACAUAGUCUAGUGAUAUUAUAUAAACAUCUUCAUAAAAGUCUAGCAAAAAAAAUAAAAAACCUAACUUAUAAGAUUUAGAAUAAAGCUCAACUACUCUGAAAAAGAUACAAACUAGUUAAGAUCAGGCACCAAAAGAUGAAUGUGAAAUAUCUUAGGAAUCAAUCAAUAAUAAAUAAACAAGCAAAUAGGAGAUAAAAAAUAAAAUUGAAAUAGUUGAUCAUGCUAAACCCCGCAAAUAAACAUCAACAAGAGUAUUUUAAAGUUUACUGUAAUGGUUAUUUACUAAAUAAGGAAUAAAUCCACUUUGGAUUAUGAUAGAAGAUAGACACCUAAUUUAGAAUUUUGUAUAUAUUACAUUAACUGUACCUCCUGAUUUUGAAAAGCGCUUGUUAGCUAAAUAGGAUUUUCCUUUUUUAGGUUAAUAUUAUGAUUAGAAAAAUAUUGCAGUUUUUAAAGAAAGAACAGUUCAAAAUGAAGAUAAUUAUUGGCAUUCCCUAUUCUAAACAAAGUUAACAGAAGAUAUUUCUCUUCCACUCUUUAACAAAAAUACAGUCUCUCCCUAAUAAUAAAUAAACUAAGAGUAGUAUUAAGCAAUGACUUAUGAAGAAAAACUAUAUUAUAAAUAUUCAUAAUUUUGUCAUUCUAAAUAGACUCUUAAGAAUAAUUUGUAUCCUACUGAGAGUGAAGACUUUCCUAAUUAUGUUAGCUCAACUGAGAGUACAUUAAAAUUUGACACAGUUAAAUUUGAAAACAAAAUUCUUGGAUUAGAUUGUGAAAUGGUUUCAACUGAGUAUGGUUUAGAGCUUGCAAGAAUAAGUUUAGUUAAUUUCGAUGGUGAAGUUUUGAUAGACUAACUGGUAAAAACGCCAAAUAGGAUUAUAAAUUAUAACACUUAAUAUAGUGGAAUAACAUAAGAAAUGUUAAAAGAUGUAAAAGUAGAUUUACAGUAAGCACAGAAACUACUAUUUUAGUAUGUUUGCUAAGACACCAUUCUCAUAGGACAUUCUUUAGAGAAUGAUUUAGUAGCUAUGCAAGUAAUUCAUAACAAGGUUAUAGACACAAGUAUAUUAUUUUUGACAAAGAAUGAAAGAAAGCUAAAAUUAAAGGAUUUGGCCUAAAAAUUUUUGAAUUGCAAAAUUUAGUAAGGUUCUCACUGUCCUUCAGAAGAUGCAAAAAGUGCAUUAAGCUUAGCAAAAUUGAGAAUUGAAAUAUUAGAAAAGUUUGAUAAUUCUAAAAUAAUAAGUGGAACCAGCUAAAUUACACUAGAUUUACUCGAUUAAAUUAUAAAAACAAAUAACACUAUUUUAAUCUUAGACGAAACUGACUAAUUAAUGAGGUUACUUUAAUAUGGAGUACAUUAUGAUGAGUUAAAGCAAAAUAGUAACGAAUAAAGAUUAGAUAAAAUUGUUAAAUGGGUGAAGAAGAAAAAGAAAGAAAAUUGCAUCAUUCCAAGAAUAAUAAUGACAUAAUUAAUAAAAGAGAAAAAAUAAAUGAGCUAUAAAGACUUAGAUAGUAAAUUCAAAGAAAUAGUAGAUAACUCUCCUUAAAAUUCAGUAUUUGCUUUCAAUUUUGAAAUAGAAGAUGAUAAAUCUUUAAACAACAGUUUAAAUGUAUCUAACCCAUUUUGCAUAUUUGUGUCCAUUUGA
Molecule: messenger RNA, 1755 nt
Organism: Tetrahymena thermophila SB210
Lineage: Eukaryota; Ciliophora; Oligohymenophorea; Hymenostomatida; Tetrahymenidae
Product: exonuclease
Exons: 7
Cellular component (GO): nucleus
Molecular function (GO): exonuclease activity; nucleic acid binding
Source: RefSeq, a predicted model, not a curated record